This is a messenger RNA of Lotus japonicus, 1364 nucleotides long. RefSeq names its product cinnamoyl-CoA reductase 2-like. NCBI's taxonomy places the organism in Eukaryota, Viridiplantae, Streptophyta, Magnoliopsida, Fabales, Fabaceae. The coding region runs from base 147 to 1115 and encodes 322 amino acids. Gene Ontology annotation, molecular function: oxidoreductase activity, acting on the CH-OH group of donors, NAD or NADP as acceptor. The record is from RefSeq and is a predicted model, not a curated record. The transcript is spliced from 6 exons.
UAUUUUAAAUGGACAAUACAAUACAUGCCUUGAAUUUUCUAGAAUAUCAAUUAUCCAUACUCUGACGCAGGACAAACAAAUUCAGACAAUUUUCUAGUACUUCUCUUCCUACUUUGUUCUGCUCUGUGAGGUGAAGAAACGGUGAAAUGGCUUCGGUGGCUAAGAAGGUGUGCGUUACUGGUGCUGGAGGAUUCGUAGCCUCUUGGCUCGUUAAGCUUCUCCUUUCCAAAGGAUACACUGUUCAUGGAACUGUCAGACAACCCGGAAGUCCCAAAUAUGAACACUUGCUGAAACUGGAGAAAGCUUCUGAGAACCUCACUCUCUUCAAGGCAGAUCUCUUGAAUUAUGAAUCUGUUCACUCCGCAAUUCUUGGAUGCACUGCUGUUUUCCAUGUUGCUAGCCCUGUACCCUCAACUACAUCAUCCAAUCCUGAGGUAGAAGUGAUUGAGCCAGCAGUGAAGGGAACUGCUAAUGUACUUGAAGCUUCUCUUCAAGCUAAAGUGGAACGAGUUGUCUUUGUAUCAUCUGAAGCUGCUGUCUGCAUGAGCCCUAAUUUACCCAAAGAUAAAGUGAUUGAUGAGUCCUAUUGGUCUGAUAAAGAUUACUGCAAGAAAACUCAGAACUGGUAUUGUUAUUCCAAGACAGAGGCAGAGGAGCAGGCCCUCGACUUUGCAAAAAGAACUGGGCUUAGUGUUGUAAGCAUUUGUCCUACCGUAGUAUUGGGGCCAAUUUUACAGUCCACUGUUAAUGCAAGCACCUUGAUUCUCCUCAAACUUUUAAAAGCUGAAGGUUCUGACUCGAUGGAGAACAGGCUCAGUUGGAUAGUAGAUGUUGGAGAUCUAGUUGAUGCAGUACUUUUGGCUUAUGAGAAGCUUGAGGCAGAAGGGAGAUACAUAUGCACUUCACACCCUAUCAAGAAACGGGAUUUGGUGGAGAAAUUAAAGAGCAUAUAUCCCUAUUACAAGUACCCUACAAAGUUUACUGAAGUGGAUAGUUACAGAAGGUUGACCUCAGAGAAACUGCAGAGGUUGGGUUGGAAGUCCAGGCCAUUGGAGGAAACACUCAUUGAUUCGGUUGAGAGCUAUAGAGAGGCUGGACUCCUGCAAUCAGAAUAAAUUUGGUUUGUUAUAUAUCAUUCUCCCUAUUGGGAGGCUGUGCUCCUGGAAUCAAUAAAUGUGACUUGUUGUUUAAGCAUCUCCCUAUUGUAAGGGAUCCUUCAGUUGCUACAUCUGCUUGUUCUGGAUAAUGAGUAUGAUUGUAUUGUAUGACCACGAAGUGCUUUUAAAUUUGGGAACUAAAAAGAGGGAAGGCAAGCAUUCUUAACUAUUAGCAUACUUAUUUAUAAUAUUUACUAGUGUUUUUUA